CACAACAGAGGCAACUCAAGCUCGUCCAGAUUGUCCUGAACGCACCUCUAUGUGCUUGAAAUGUGAGGCAAUUACUUUUUUCCCCACUUAUCGCCUAUUUUGACCACCCUUACCUGCACACAAUGGCGAAAUAUCAGUCCCGSUUGUACUUUAAUCUCUCGACCGUAAGGGACUGUCACUGCUUUUGUUKCUCGUGUUGUUGGAGCCUCGGCUAAAUUAGCUAACGCUGCUGUUUUUUUUACUUCAAUGUCGACUCGUUGCUGCGGGGCAGAAAACCGCAAAAACAACGAGGUAACUCGGAAGCAAAAAUGCUGCAUAGGUUUCGGACGAAGCAACUCAGGCAAAAUGUUAUUUGUAUCUGCGGUUAAGGUCAGCUAGCACGAUCAAAAYAGUGUUUUCUGCACCCAACUUUAGCGUUAUUAUUGCUGUCUGCAUGUUUUUUGAGAUGGAGCAGCAGACAGGCAGCGGGGUGACUUUUGUUCAGCAUCUGUUGGAGUGAAAAGGGAAACAUCAUGUCUUGCAAAGCCGCAACCAAGGACAAGAAGUCGAGCUUCAGCAAGAAGCUGUUCAGACGAGGCUCUGUCCGGUCUGUGGGCAGUUUCAUGAGCAGAAUCCUGAGGACACUGACAGCCUUAUCACACUUUGGAUCUGAAGUGCAGACCGAGGACGACAAGGACGAUGGAGGCUUUUCCACUUUUAAAUCCGGAAACAAAGAUGCUCCCAUGGAGGAUGGGGAUCUGGGAGGGUUUCUGUCCGGGGAGAGAGUCCCAGGAGUGUCGGGUCUGAAAAACCACGGGAAUACCUGCUUUAUGAACGCGAUCCUGCAGUGCCUCAGCAACACCGAGCUCUUCGCCGAGUACCUGGUUCUGGAGCACUAUAAAGGCGAGGAGCCGGAUGAGGACAAGCCAAAGACAAACGGURUGCAUCUGCAGAAGAAAGGACCUCUGGGUAAAGGAGAAGUGACCGAACAACUGUCAGGACUCGUCAGGGCUUUGUGGACAUUUGAGUACACACCUCAGCAUAGCAGGGACUUUAAGAAUGCAGUGUCAAAAAAUGCCACCCAGUUUAAAGGGAACGCUCAGCAUGACGCUCAAGAGUUUCUGCUGUGGCUGCUGGACAGAGUUCACGAGGACCUAAACACUCCAAACCCCAACAGCAGGCCUGCCAUAAAGCCACCUAUUGAAGAAGACGACCAAAGCCUAGAGGGGCCAUCUCCUCCCCUCUCUGCUGGGUCUUUCGUGCAGGAACUGUUUCAGGCGCAGUACAGGUCUUCUCUUACCUGCCCACAUUGUCAAAAACAGAGCAACACCUUUGAUCCCUUCCUCUGUAUCUCCUUACCAAUCCCUCUGCCACACACACGUCCCUUGUAUGUGACGGUGGUCUACCAGGGGAAGUACUCCCACUGCAUCCGGAUUGGAGUUGCUGUCCCUCUCAAAAGCACCAUCUACCGCCUCCGAGAUGCUGUGUCACGUGAAACCAAGAUCCCAGUGGACCAGUUUGUUUUGACGGAAAUGUACUACGAUGGCUUCCAUCGAUCAUUUUGUGACGACGACGACGAUCUCAACGUCAUUCAAGAGAGUGAUUCCAUCUUUGCCUUUGAGACACCAGAGACCUUCAAACUGGAAAGCUUACGCACAAAAAGAGGAAGCCUUCUGGCAAACCUGAACCACAAUAACUUAAAGUACGGAGCCGAAAUCAGCAGGACUCCGUCCUUCAUGCAGGGGGCUAUGACUCCUGUAACUGGAUCCCCCAAUAAAAACUUGGGGCCGGAAAAAAUGAUCCUUUUGGUGUGUAACAGAGCGUGUACUGGCCACCAGGCCAAAAGGUUUGGCCUUCCUUUUGUACUUUACAUGGAGCGCACUGUGACCUGGGAUGCUUUACAAAAAGAGAUCCUGGAAAAAAUGCGCCAUCUUUUGAGACCUGGGGUUUACGUUCAGGUUGGACCGUUCAGUCUUCGGGUGGUUGGUGUUGUUGGUAUUACCUACCUCCUUCCUCAAGAUGAGAGACCACUGUGUCAUCCAACUGUUGAAAGAGCAUACAAGUCCUGUGGACAAGGGGGGCCUCCACAUGUAAAGAUUGUUGUCGAGUGGGACAAAGAGACCAAGGACUAUUUGUUUGGACACACCGAGGAGGAGUAUAUUCCAGAUGCUGAGAGCGUUUAUCUGCACAGACAGCAGCACCAUCAGCCUCAGGCCUGCAGUCUCGCUCAGUGCUUACAGCUUUACACCAAGGAAGAACAGCUGGCCCCGGACGAUGCCUGGCGCUGUCCCCACUGCAAGCAGCUGCAGCAGGGCCGGAUAAAGCUCAGCUUGUGGACGCUGCCGGAUGUGCUUAUCUUGCAUCUCAAGAGGUUCAGACAGGAGGGCGACCGGAGGGUGAAGAUGCAGAACAUGGUGAAGUUCCCGCUGAUGGGGAUGGACAUGGCUCCACAUGUAGUCAAACGAAGCCAGAGCAGCUGGAGUUUACCCUCCCAUUGGUCGCCAUGGAGACGGUCCUACGGCCUUGGAAGGAACCCCGAUGACUUCCUUUACGACCUGUACGCUGUGUGCAACCAUCAUGGCAAUAUGCACGGAGGCCACUACACUGCUUACUGCAAAAACUCUAUUGAUGGUCARUGGUACUGCUUUGAUGACAGUGAGGUUUCACCAGUAGCUGAUGAUAAUGUUUGUCAGCAGACAGCCUAUAUACUGUUCUAUCAAAGGAGAACUGCUAUUCCCUCCUGGUCGGCCAACAGCUCUGUUGCUGGUUCCACCAGUUCCUCCCUGUGUGAUCACUGGAUCAACAGGUUGCCCGGCAGCAGACCUGCGAGCCUGGCCUCAGGAGCCUCUUCCAGACGCACCUCUCUGGCUUCACUGGCUGAGUCAGUAGAGUUUCCUGCAGARCGUAAUGAGGAUGAUGGAGGAUUCUCUGUCAGGCCGUUUGUGAGAAGUAUUCAGCGUCAGAGCUUGUCCUCCAGAUCAUCUAUUGCCAGUCCUUUAGCCUUCAGUGACAGUGGGAUAAAGCCCUCUUGGUCUCUCUCUGCCAAGCUGCAAAUGAGAUCCAACUCCCCUUCGCGUUUCUCCCUCGACUCCCGAUGUUCUCCUCCUCUGGAGAGGAUCGGAGAGGCGUGCGAUGAUAAAGUUUCCACCUCUUGCUUUGGCAGCUACAGUAGGCACGAGCGGUACUUUGGCAGCAGGACGCCUUUGUCCAUGAUGGAGAGCAACUUCAGUGACAGUGACAACAGCAAAAGAUUCAUAGACAUGAUGUACUGCAGGGCUCCCACUCCAGUAGAAAAGAAAAGCAACAAAAGCGAAGCAACAGAAAACAACAACGAGAUUACAGCUGUAGACCAAAACAUGCUAUCCACUCAAGCCACUCCCUCCAAAGAGCAGAAACGGAAGAGUAGCAUUGGAGGAUUUGCCCUAAAGCCUGAAAGCACAGCUCCUCCAAAAAGUUCCAGCAAAACAGAACAAGAAAAGAYCUCGAAAAAACGUCUGUGCUAUACCAAUAAGACCCCAGCUACAGAUGUGUCUUCCAGUACACCUACAAAAAGCAAAAAGGUGAGCAGUUCUAAAGAGAAGACUGUAAACACAAAGAAAAGCACCUCAACACCGAGCGGAACUCCCUCCAAAACAAAAGACUCUAAUAAACCUGUAGAGGCCACGCCACAACAUAAGCCAUGCGUUCGCUCCACGCCUCAGUCUUCAGCUUCUCCCUCACCUACUGCGAAGAAGAAUUUGGGUACAGCUGAGAAAAGCGCCGCAGGCAGCCGCAAACGACUGGUAGAAAGGAGUUGCAGCAGAGACUCCAUGCACACCAGCCCUCUGGUCGACAGCCUCCGAGGCAGCUGCGCAGCUCGUUCCUCGCUUUCCAAGAACGGGGACGGCAACCGGCUCGAGAAGAGGUCCGUGAGGAGCUCCAGCAGCAGUUCUUCCGUCACWAGCCUGCGCUCGCCCAGCGUGUCCACCAGAGACCUGCAGCGGAGCAGCAAAUCCGAGGAGAAAGGGUUGUCUUUCUUCAAGAGCGCCCUUCGACAGAGAGAGAGUCGCCGGUCGGCCGAUUUAGGGAAAAGCGCCAUGCUUAACAAAAAAACCUCAGAAAGGACAUGCAAGCAGAACGGACAAGCYAAGGAGGUAGAUGGUGAUGAGCGAAAGGCUGGAGAUGCGGUGUCUUCUCAAACAGAAACUCACGAAGGUGAGUCAAAACCAGAUAAACAGGAGUCUUCCAAACCCCCCAGCUCUCUCAGUCGCACCCUACUAAGYGUUGGGAAGUCCAAGUCUUCCACCUCCGUUGUAAGCAGCAAGUCUCCCACUAACGGAAAGAAGCCUCUUGAAAGAAUGGCGUCUUCCCGAAAGCUGCCAUCAAGCAUGCAGUCUCCUGCACGAACCUCACAGAGGCCUCAGUGAUACAUCUGUGGUAAAUAUGUUGAGCAAUCAAAAUGCAGCUAGUUACUUUGUGCCUAGACUUUCAGUUAGCACCAGACGUAUUGGAGACACGUUUUUUGAUGUUAUGGUUUUGUAACGUAGCCCACWGUACAUACUGUUGUCUCUGAGUAUUAGCAUCCACCUCAGAGUUUUGGCUAAAGUAACUGUGGUGCACAACUUACUUUAGGUAAGCUCGUGUGACCAGAUUAUUUUGGCAACGGCAGCUGUAUAAACUUAAAAAAUUAGGGUCCAAGAAACAUCCACCAAGUAUAUGCUGAUAGUGCGUAAAAUGAAACAUCUUCUUCCCACUUUGCUAUUUUUCAGUUAAAACAGGCCGACUGGUGAUGCCCACAGAGUGCCGCUGGUCUUUAAGCUAUUUAAACACAACCAUAACAUCAAAAUUAGCCUCUGAUACUGAUUCUGAGUUGUUACGUUCGUGAACAUGCACACAGAUUUAAGAGUUUCAUUCCAAAAAGGAAUUUGGCUAAACAUGAUUUAAUUUUUCAUUGAUGAUUUUAAAGCAAACUGAAUUUUGUCACGUGCGUUUGUCAGUAAUGGUCUCGUACAUUUUUUUUAAAUCAAAAACAUGAGGAAGACUCAGUACCGUAAACAAAUGUGAGUAAAACAACACUAAGGGAAUGGAGAGUUUUAGGAUUACUAUAAGGAGCAUUGUGAUGAGCAUGGACCAAAACAAAGGUUAGAGAAUGAGGAAGAAUUCCUCCAAAAAUGAAACUUUUUUUAAAAAUUUGUUUUGAUAGAAUGCUAUUUUAAUGAAAUUCUCUUUAAAGUUACAGUACACGCAGUAUAUUUUCUGUAACAAAGAAGAUGGUGUUUUGGAAUGAAACCCUUUAAAAUCCGGUUCUAUAAAUCUAUCUAGGUGUGUCUGUACACAUCGAUGGACAGUGAAUUGUACAGAAMCUGUUCAUUUUUUCUCUUUUUUUUCCAUGAGCAAGAUGAAAAUAAUCUUAAAGCGCCUUUCAAUGCUGCACAUGGAAAGAAAUAAUUCUUUAAUUGUAUGCAUCACUGGUAGGAAUGUUGUUUUUGGUAGCACUUUUUACAGAUAACGUAUGAUAGUUAUUCUAGAAUAAUCCUUUCAGUGGUUUUCAGAUAUGUUGUAGUCAAUGGCCUUAGACUUGAAAUGGUAAAAGGGUACAUUCAUCUCAAUGUUUCAGGGGUCAUUUUACAGUCAUUUCUCCUGUAAUACACCUGGUGCUGUAACAGGACAGUGCUCCACCAGCACUGACGUUUUUUUUAAUAAUCAAAACUGCAAACACACAUUUCAGUCGGAAGUGCUUUAUCRUCUUUACCUCAGAGAAGAUCUAGUAAAUCGAACGGCUCAUAAUAAAAAUAAAAAAAUAAAUAUAAUGCAGAAUGCUGAACAUUCUGAAUCAUCAAAAGGUACACAACAGUUUCACAGUAAAAUGCUAGAAGCRAAGUUAAAAGAGAGAUUAUUGUCACUGCAGAUAUCUUGGCCGGCUUUGACUUAAUCGUAAAACUGACCCACCUCUCCUUAGAAAACUCACAUCAGAUACCAGCUUUGUUUUAGAACAUCGAGUGUGGGUAAACGAUUAAAACUGAAACMACAGAAUCACUUAAAAUCAAGAUGUUUUGUUAAAUCUUUGUAUCAGUAGCAUUUAUCAGGUUUACACUUCUCAGAAUGUUUGAGGAAAUACCACCUAAUUAAACYGUUUUAUUUAAAUGGCCUGUACACAGUUUUAGAUUCAAAACUGUUGUAUAGUAAUAUUUUAUUUAAUUUACUUUUCUAUAGACAGGUAAUCUCAUUGAGACAGGUAGUCUUUUUUAUACGAAAGACCUGUAACACAAACACAUGGUGUCAGUUACACAAAAUCAUAAAACUCUGUGUGUAUUUCCCUUUUGAAAGCAAAUUAGAUGCAAUAACUGUUUUAUGCAACCUCAUAUUAUUUGUUUCUCCGAGUCACCAGUACAUCACUGUCAGAUUAAAUUACUGUUUGAUAAAACAAAAUUAGUAUGUACAAGAACCUUUUUUGUGUCUAGGCACAAACAAAGUCUGCAGUUUAACAUUUCAAAAGGUUUCUGUUCAAAAUCUAAAACCAGAUGCAGGCCUGACAUUUUGAAGAAAAUCAUCCUGCUUAUUAAAACAGUWAAGUUUUUAGGUUUGUUUCUGCUGGAAUUAUUAUUUUUAUUAUUUUCCCUGUMUGAGCAUCAUUUUACUUGUAACUGAUUGUGUCACAGGCCAUAGAAGUAAGACAUGUUAUGUUUAAUUAUGAUGGGUUUCCUGUAGCUGCAUUUUUAAACAUUUCUCUAUCAGGAACAUGUGCAUGGCACUUUGGCUUUAAAGCAGGACAAGUUUCUGUUUUUUUUUUUUUUUUGUUUUUUUGUUUUACACCUUGUUCCAAAGUCUGUGAGUUAUUGUCUGUUUGCAUUUUAGAGCUCAUCUAUUACUUAUUGGCCAUGUCAAAGUGUAAAAAACAAAACAAAACAUACAUUUAUGUAACUAAAACCUAAUCCUUGACGCUGUGAUUCCCCAUAUUUUGGAUACUUUUGUUUUUAUUAAGGAAUGUAGUUGGCUGUCUGACAAUCUAAAACGAUAUAUAUAUUAUUAAUCAUUUAACAUGUAAAUAUAGAUUAGAGAUUUAAGUCACACUAUUUUGCCAAACUUUGUGGCCCCUUUUUUUAAGGAAUUAAUACAAAAAGCAACCUCUU
This is a messenger RNA of Austrofundulus limnaeus, 7088 nucleotides long. RefSeq names its product ubiquitin specific peptidase 31 (gene usp31). Gene Ontology annotation, molecular function: cysteine-type deubiquitinase activity. The record is from RefSeq and is a predicted model, not a curated record. Gene Ontology annotation, biological process: protein deubiquitination. The coding region runs from base 513 to 4385 and encodes 1290 amino acids. The transcript is spliced from 16 exons. Lineage: Eukaryota; Metazoa; Chordata; Actinopteri; Cyprinodontiformes; Rivulidae.